Molecule: messenger RNA, 456 nt
Organism: Peronospora belbahrii
Lineage: Eukaryota; Oomycota; Peronosporomycetes; Peronosporales; Peronosporaceae
Source: the annotation of a GenBank genome assembly
AUGGGUCGUAUGCAUUCUCACGGCAAGGGUAUGAGCAAAUCUGCUCGCCCAUACAAACGUUCACCACCUUCAUGGCUUAAAAUCUCAUCGGAGGAUGUUGAGGAUCAUAUCUGCAAAUUUGCUAAAAAGGGUCUAACACCAUCACAAAUUGGUGUCAUUCUGCGUGAUUCGCAUGGUAUUGCUCAAGUAAAGAGCGUGACUGGUUCAAAGGUGCUUCGUGUUCUUAAAAAGAAUGGUCUCGCUCCUGAACUACCAGAGGAUCUGUACAUGCUUAUCAAGAAGGCUGUGGCUGUGCGUAAACAUCUCGAACGUAAUCGUCAGGAUAAAGACUCCAAGUUUCGUCUCAUUCUUAUUGAGUCACGUAUCCAUCGUCUUGCACGUUACUACCGCAAGAACCGCAAGCUUUCGCCCAAUUGGAAGUACGAGUCGGCUACGGCCUCGACGCUUGUGGCUUAA